UGCCGGCGUCAGUUAUUUGCAACAAAACGCACAACUCAAGUGAAGUGAGCGAAGCUUUCAAAGUUUUCUCAAAGAUUGGUGUUUGAAAUUCAAUUGUUUAGUGAAAGAAAGAAAAGAAAAUGUCUCUGCUACCGUAUUUAUUGGAUUAUGAACUUGCUCCGCGAUCCAGGGGCAUCAGAGAUCAACUUUUAGUUCUCGAUUUGGCGCCGGAAGAUUUUUUGUUGACCGACAUAUUCGAUCGCCCUCGGAAGUAUGUACGCCAGUGGAGAAACCUGUCAUCUUUGGCUAGGGAUGUCGGUUCCACCAUCAAAGCAGAUAAAGACAAGUUCCAGAUCAAUUUGGAUGUCCAACACUUUGCUCCCGAAGAGGUGUCAGUGAAAGUGAGCGAUAACUACGUUGUGAUUGAAGGGAAACAUGAAGAAAAGCAAGAUGAGCAUGGAUAUGUCACCAGGCAAUUCAAACGCCGGUACGCUUUGCCAGAAGAAUGUAACGCCGAGGCAGUCGAGUCCAAACUGUCUUCCGAUGGUGUUUUGACCAUAACGGCUCCCAAGUUGGCUUUGGAGAAAGGUGAACGCGUGGUGCCUAUAGCUCAAACUGGUCCAGUUCGCAGGAAGCUGCAGGAUAGAGACACAGUUGAGCAAGAAGAGCAGAACGGCGAACCGGAACAGGAAACCAAGUCGCCACAGAAAAAGAGGAAACGAUAGUUUAAUGAAUAUUAACUUUAUUCCAUCGAUUUAAGGACUAUAUUAGCUAGUGAGAAAGUGCUAGAAAAUGCUUUCUUAGUCAACGAUAAGUUCUAUUGUUAUUAAAACUGGUACCUACGGGUCUGAGAACAAGUAAAGUAAAGACUGAAUUUAAUUUUCGAAUUUUGUAUUGAUUUGAAUUUGAGUGAAUGAGUGAAAAGUGUGUUUAGUUAUAAUAAAUAAGCAAUAAAGUGAUUCUUUUUAAGUAA
Bicyclus anynana (squinting bush brown) is the source of this 952-nucleotide messenger RNA. RefSeq names its product alpha-crystallin A chain-like. The record is from RefSeq and is a predicted model, not a curated record. Gene Ontology annotation, biological process: protein refolding; response to heat. The coding region runs from base 120 to 704 and encodes 194 amino acids. Lineage: Eukaryota; Metazoa; Arthropoda; Insecta; Lepidoptera; Nymphalidae. The transcript has a single exon. Gene Ontology annotation, molecular function: protein folding chaperone.